UCACCAUCCGAUACGAUCCAGGUAUGCGGUCCUGCCGUGCUUUCAGCGCUCCCCAUCGCGCCAGAGGCAGUGACGCGGCUCGCUCACGCCAAGCUGCACGCAUUUCGAUUCGAUCAGGUGCCGGAGGGAUGGCGGCGAGCCUACGUCGAGGGACUGCUCUGGGAGGUCAAAAAGCUCGUUGGUAACGCUAUUAAAAAUGGAGAGAGCGGUGCGGAGGUGGAGGGGUGGUUGAACGAAAUAAUCACAAAGUUGGAUCGCGGUAGGAUCAUUGCUGGCGCAUGUGGACGGGAAGAGCUGGUGAGGGGGGUGAUGGAGAGGCUCGAGGCAUCAUUUGCAAUGGACGGUGCUCGAUCGAACGAGCCUUCAGAUCAUGCUGCAAAGCGACGGAAGCUGACAUCUCCAUCAUCAUCCCUUCAGCCGCUCAAUUCAUCACCGAACCCCCCCCUCUCCUUUUCACCCACCCAAAUUCCCGGUCCACCCAUCCACAAACCCAUCCCCCACAGCAUCGACAUGGACUUCAUGUCCUUCCAAAGCCACCUCGACCGCCAUGGCAGCCCGCUCAUCAUCUCCAACCACAUCUCGCACUGGCCUGCCUUCUCCGAUCCUAACAGGCGGUGGGGCGACCCCAGAUACUGGUGGAAGCGGACCAUUGGGGGACGGAGGUUGGUCCCGGUGGAGAUCGGGAAGAGCUAUACUGAAGAGGGGUGGGGUCAGAAGUUGGUGCCGUUCGGCGAGUUUAUGGGCCGGCUGAUGGGGGAAGCGGGCAUGCAGGGAGUCGGAGAAGAUGAAGCACAAGUCUGGUACCUCGCGCAGCAUGAUCUUCUCAACCAGAUACCGGCACUCAGGAACGACAUUGCCGUCCCCGACUUCUGCUACUGUACGCCUCCAUCUCCACCGCAUUAUAGGCAAGAGCCGCCAUCGGAUCCGAUGCUUAAUAUGUGGCUUGGACCGGCCAACACCAUCUCCCCGCUUCAUACGGACCCGCACCACAACAUCUUGUGCCAGGUGGUUGGGAGCAAGUACGUUCGACUGUACUCCCCGGGACAUUCUCAAGCCCUAUACCCUCGAGGACUGGGCGAGGACGGGGUGAAUAUGGACAAUACGAGCCGUGUGGAUCUCGAUGAGUUCAUCGAGCUGUUCGAAAGGCAGAACGAAGACACAGCCGAUGAAGCGCGGCGAGAGUUUCGGGGGAAAUACCCUGGAUUCCCCGGGACGCCGUACGUCGAGGGCAUUAUAGAAGAAGGGGAUUGCCUGUAUAUUCCACAGGGGUGGUGGCAUUAUGUCCAAAGUCUCAGCGUCAGUGCGAGCGUGAGCUUCUGGUGGGACUGA
Messenger RNA from Eremomyces bilateralis CBS 781.70, 1329 nucleotides. Its product is annotated as Clavaminate synthase-like protein. The transcript is spliced from 5 exons. The annotation marks the transcript as partial. Gene Ontology annotation, molecular function: 2-oxoglutarate-dependent dioxygenase activity. The record is from RefSeq and is a predicted model, not a curated record. NCBI's taxonomy places the organism in Eukaryota, Fungi, Ascomycota, Dothideomycetes, Eremomycetales, Eremomycetaceae.